Messenger RNA from Cladocopium goreaui, 1068 nucleotides. NCBI's taxonomy places the organism in Eukaryota, Dinophyceae, Suessiales, Symbiodiniaceae. The record is from the annotation of a GenBank genome assembly.
AUGGCGGGCGAGAACAGCGUUGGUGAGAGUAUUACAGAACCAAAUGAGGAGCAAACAGUGCAGAUCCAGAAAUUGGAAGCAGCACUGACCAGUGAACGGAAGCGCUGUGCUGACAAGGACAAGCAGCUGCAGAUGAUGGAGGCUUUGUUGGGUCGGCUACAGACGCGCCUUGAGCAGGCUGAGGAGAAUCUCAAGGAGCAGCGCAAGACCCGUGGCACAUCGCAGGGCGCCAGUGCCGUACUGGAUCUGCAACAACAGCUCGCCGAGGAGCUGGCAAAGAGGAAACAAGCGCAGUAUGCGUUGAUUGAGAAGGGUCAGGAGUUGUGCGAUGUUCAGCAGAAGUUGGCGGAAAGCCAGCAACGCAUCAAAGAGCUCCUAAUCUCCAAGAGUGCUGAGAAGAAGUCGGAGCCCAACAAGGCUCGAUGUGACGACCAUGGGACCAAUGGAAGCCAUGGCCAUGGCGGCCAUGGAGCCAUGACUGGACCCCAACUCAUCAUCACUGCAGCAAGUCCUUCAGCCAAUCGUGCCAAAAGCCCCAUGAAUAGCAUGGCCCCGCAAAGUCCGUGUGCCUCCCGCGCCAGUUCCUAUGCACCAGUCAUCAGUCCAUGUGCAACGCCCAAAUCCCCGGCGGACUUCAAACAGUUUUUUCCCUUGCCUCCCAAAAUGAUGGUCCCUCCAUUGAGCUUGCCUCUCAACGGAGAAAAGACAUCAGAGUGGCAUCAUCGAACAGUUCGCGCUGAUGAACAGCCGCCCAUUUCCUAUUCACUGGAGAUACCCGAAAUGUCGGAGGUCCAACCUAUGUACUUGGAAUGCCCUCUGCCGAACAGCGUGUGUCACUCAGGGUAUCACACUCCAGUUCAUUUCCAGCAAGUGCAAGUUGCCCAAGUCGACUACCCUCGCAUUCUCUCAGCCAAACUUGCACAAGCUGCACAAGACAAGAUGAAGCCCGCAGCCAAAACGGCCCGUGUGGUUUCGGCCGAACACCGCAGUGCCUGUGUUCCGCCACGGGCACUGCAGUCAAUGCCUUUAGCACGGCCAUAUUGUGAAAGCCCGCGCUUCAGCACAUGA